Messenger RNA from Auxenochlorella protothecoides, 948 nucleotides. Its product is annotated as Chloroplast envelope membrane protein. Lineage: Eukaryota; Viridiplantae; Chlorophyta; Trebouxiophyceae; Chlorellales; Chlorellaceae. The record is from RefSeq and is a predicted model, not a curated record. The transcript is spliced from 7 exons. Gene Ontology annotation, cellular component: membrane. Bases 1 to 948 code for a protein of 315 amino acids.
AUGGACCGGCCUGUCCCGUGCCAUGACCAGGACUGGGACGAGUGGAAGGGCGAGGCUGAGCCAGACCUGGACGACGCCGAGGACAUUGCAGCGCUGCGCAGCGCCGUGAUCAAGAAGCGGCGGGCGAGGAAAGGGCGGCGCAGCGUCACGCGAGACGAGUGGCUGCGCCCCAUCGUCGACUUCCAGGGCAUCCGCGACAGGCUGGCCUUUGAUGAGCAGGACAGUGAGGAGAGGGUGUUCAUCGAGGCCGCUACCAACCAGUUUGAGUCGCGGGAGGCCGUCAAGUAUGCAGGGCUCAUCUUUGGGGUGUCGAUCGUCGCCGGCUUUGCGGUGAGCCGGCUGCUGGCAGAGCCGCUGUGGACCUACGCUGCGGGCGUCAACCCCGCGGCGUUUGCCAUGUCGGACCAGCAGAAGUUCGAGGCGGUUGAGGAGAUUCACGCCGAGGAGCUGCGCCUCCAGAUGGAGGCCACGGUGGGCCAGGCGCCCCCGCUGUCCGAUGCCGGGGUCCUGGAGCACCUGCGGGCGGAGGCCAAGCGCAUCCAAGGGGAGUACAAGGCCUACAAUCGGGCGGCACUAACCAACCUGGUGUCCGACUCCGUCACCGGCAGCCUCAUCUUCGCCGCCCUGCUGCAGAACAACAGCCAGAGGACCAUCCUGUUCCGCACCAUCGGGCGCAUCCUGUCCGGCCUCUCAGACACCGCUAAGGCCUUCCUGAUCAUCCUUGUGACCGACACGCUGCUGGGCUACCACAGCGAGGAGGGGUGGACUGCGGCCGCCCAGCUCUUCACCCAGCACUAUGGCUUCCACCCAAGCGAGGACAGCAUUCAGAUCUUUGUGUCAAUCGUCCCCGUCUGCCUCGACUCCUACUUCAAGUACUGGAUCUUCGUCGGCCUGAACAAGCAGGACCCCGCCGCCGCCGUCACCCUGCGCAACAUGGACCGCCAUUGA